AUGACCGAAGAAAUUAAAGAUCAUAAGGAACAUGUUAGUGAAGUUAAAAUUGAGAGUGAUUACGAUAAAAAACGUCGUGAAGCUCUCGCAGAAAUUGAUAAUGCUAAAUUUGGAUGGUUUCAUAUUAGAACAUGCAUUGUAGCGGGUGUGGGGUUCUUUGCUGAUGCCUAUGACAUUUUUGCUAUCAAUCUUGUGGUAGUUAUGUUAGGCUACGUAUAUUAUGGAAAAAAUUCUCUCCCUUCUGAUGUCGAUUUAGGUUUAAAAGUUGCCACCCCUGUCGGAACUUUUGUCGGACAGUUUGGUUUUGGUUUGUUAGCUGACCUUUUAGGUCGUAAAAGGUUGAUGAUUAUCAUCUUCUGUACAUUGGCUAUUUGCCUUGUAUCGAAUUCCUAUGUCUAUGAUCCUAAUACAAAAGGUUUUACCAACAAUGCAAGCGUUAUCUCCGCUCAAGGCCUUAUGCUAUUCUGGCGUAUUAUCUUGGGUAUCGGAAUUGGUGGUGAUUAUCCUCUUUCAGCAAUUAUCGCUAGUGAAUUCGCUACGACUAAACGUCGUGGUGCUAUGAUUUCUGCUGUCUUUGCUAUGCAAGGAAUCGGCAUAUUAUCCGCUGCCAUCGUUUCAACAAUUACUGUAGCUGCUUUCCAGAGCGUUAUCUCUCCAACUGAUUAUUCAAAAAUUGAUUAUAUAUGGAGAAUUGUCACAGGCUGUGGUGCGGUGCCCGCCGUAGUUGCCCUUUAUUUCCGACUUACUAUCCCUGAGAGUCCACGUUAUACUAUGGAUAUUGAACGUAAUGUUAAUCAAGCUGCUAAUGAUAUCUCAACUGUAUUAGAAUAUGGCACAUAUAAACCUCGUGAACAGGAUGUCGUAAUUAAAGUUGAUGCUCCUGAAUUCAGUUCCGGCGACUUCUUCCGAUACUUUGGUAAUUGGAAAAAUGGUAAAAUUUUAUUUGGAACUGCUUUUACGUGGUUCGUUUUAGAUGUGGCCUUUUAUGGUGUCGGUCUUAAUAAUAGCAUUAUCUUGAGAAACAUUGGUUUUCUUGGUGACGGUAAAGAUCCCUAUGAAACUUUAUUUAAAGCUUCUGUUGGUAAUAUUAUCAUCGCGUUAUUGGGUACUGUACCUGGUUAUUGGGUUACUGUAUUUACUGUUGACCAUUGGGGAAGACGUCCUAUUCAACUUUUCGGUUUUGGCGCUCUUACCGUAUUAUUCGUUAUCCUCUCUACUGCAUAUUGGCAACUCCUGAAUAUUAUUUGGCUUUUUAUUAUAUUAUUUACAUUAGCUCAAUUCUUCUUUAACUUCGGCCCCAACACUACUACUUUCGUCAUUCCUGGUGAAGUAUUCCCAACUCGUUACCGUUCAACUGGUCAUGGAAUAAGUGCUGCCUCUGGUAAAUUAGGCGCAAUUAUUUCACAAGUUGGAUUUGCCAAAUUACAGUAUCUUGGCGUAAAUGUGUUAUUCGGAAUCUUUUCUGCCUUCAUGUUUGCUGGUUUUGUUGUCACAUUCUUUUGCACACCUGAGACAAAGAAUGCCACUUUGGAAGAAUUGUCAAAUGAAGAUCAAGAAGGCUUUGUUAAGGCACUUGUCAUAGAUUGGAUGAAUUUAGAAAGAGUUCAUCCUCCUCAAUCAAAGGCAUCUAAUUUCUCAGAAAGUUAA
This is a messenger RNA of Dentiscutata heterogama, 1647 nucleotides long. Lineage: Eukaryota; Fungi; Glomeromycota; Glomeromycetes; Diversisporales; Gigasporaceae. The record is from the annotation of a GenBank genome assembly.